This is a messenger RNA of Papilio xuthus (Asian swallowtail), 1676 nucleotides long. RefSeq names its product Cdc20/fizzy protein cortex. Gene Ontology annotation, cellular component: anaphase-promoting complex. Gene Ontology annotation, molecular function: ubiquitin ligase activator activity; anaphase-promoting complex binding; protein binding. The record is from RefSeq and is a predicted model, not a curated record. Gene Ontology annotation, biological process: anaphase-promoting complex-dependent catabolic process; positive regulation of ubiquitin protein ligase activity; positive regulation of anaphase-promoting complex-dependent catabolic process. NCBI's taxonomy places the organism in Eukaryota, Metazoa, Arthropoda, Insecta, Lepidoptera, Papilionidae. The transcript is spliced from 10 exons. Bases 69 to 1481 code for a protein of 470 amino acids.
AUAUGAGGGUAGUUUAUUAACAUAUCUUAGUGUUGUUGACGAGCGUCGUAGUUAUUUAGUCAAUAUUAAUGUGUACAGUGUUUGUUGAAAUUAUGGAUAGAUAUGUUUUUGAUAAAAAAUCUUGUAACACGAGGCGGCGGCAGAGUGACAGGUUCGUACCAGCACGAGAAGCUGUUGAGGAAAAGCGCAGGCGCAACUCGUGGCCAAGACCUACUAAAAGCUGCGACCUUUGGGAUAGUAAAUACUUACAACAGAAGAAACACGCUGUUCUUCUCUACGGCGUGUUAGGGUUUGAUGAUGAGUUAAAUAAAUAUGAGAAGCAAAUGAUCCCAGCGUGGCCGUGUGUACCGCGACAGAGGAAAUAUCUCGCUCCGGCUGACAGCAUCCUAGACCUGCCUCGCUACGGUGAGGCUGACUUUCCAGAACUUCUUGAUUGGGGCAGUGAUAAUGUGCUUGUGGCAGCCCUAGGACAUAUUUACCAUAAAUGGAGCUGGAAAACGCAGGACAUAAUACAGCAAUCGACAACAUCCAACCAAACGAUGUGUUGCAAGUUCCAUCCCAGAGCUGAAUAUCUAGCGUUGGGAACGACUGGUAGACGAGCUGAAAUUCACGAUAACGAACUUUCGAAAUGCAUAAGCAACAGUUACUGUGAUUGCGAUAUACUUUUAGGGAAAAACUACAACUGCGCAAUAACAGCCUUCGAAUGGAGUCCGACUGGCCAGUCUUAUGUUAUGGGCUGUUCCGAGGGGAGGAUAAGAUCCUUUACUAUCAAUAACAGACCAAUGUCGCAAAGAAGAAUGGCAAAAGUAGCUAUAUCAUUACUAAGAAUAUCCCCCGACGCUAGAUUCCUAGCCGUGACGUCAGUCUUACAAGAUGAUAUUUACCUUCUAUGCUGGCCCUCCUUUGAAUUAUAUUCCACACUGGUGUCUCCUAAUUGGACUGUUAAAGCAAUAAACUGGCAUCCGUGGCGCAGCGCUCUAUUAGGCGUUGGGACGGUUACGAAAGACAUUCACGCACGAAUCGUCAUGUGGGAUGUACCUGCCGGCAGGAUCGCAGAGUAUGGCCUCAGCGACAAAAACUAUUACCUCGACACCAUGCGAUUUAAUCAUAGAAGUGGAGAACUCGUUGUUAGCUUAUACAACCCUAAUGUGGCAAACGGAAAUUCACAACUGGUGGUGUUGAGUGAUCACGACAAGGCAGUAGACCACUGGGGCGACGGCAGGAAGUUUCCAGAUCGAGUCCGGUACAUGAUCUUCAAUCCUGAUGGGACAUUGCUAGCUUCAGCGACUUCAGAUGAGGACUUAAUAAUAUGGAAAUUUCUUCCAGAAGAUAAAAAAAAGAAAAUUAAAAACAAAAGUUUCUCAACAAUGCCAGUAUAUCUAGAUGUUACAAAGAGGAAUGCUUUAUGCAUACUCUGCACCCCGGUGGGGACGCGGCUAGUUAUGUGGGAUUCUCCUCCAUAUCGGAGGCAUACCCACUAAACCUCCAACGUAUCGGAACCAGGCCAGGGGCACUCUUUCGCUCUCCUCCGCGGCCCCGUCUGCGUCAGCUGUCGAGGCAGCUCGCUCUCGGACUAUACUUGUAACGUACAAUUGUGCUUACAACCUACAAUUGAAUAUUGAAAAUACGUAUUACUAAAUACGUUGGACCUUCAAAUGCGAGAGAAACUACCAUAU